Peromyscus californicus insignis is the source of this 9172-nucleotide messenger RNA. RefSeq names its product discoidin domain receptor tyrosine kinase 2 (gene Ddr2). NCBI's taxonomy places the organism in Eukaryota, Metazoa, Chordata, Mammalia, Rodentia, Cricetidae. The transcript has 18 exons. Gene Ontology annotation, biological process: protein phosphorylation; positive regulation of kinase activity; multicellular organism development. Gene Ontology annotation, cellular component: membrane; signaling receptor complex. Gene Ontology annotation, molecular function: ATP binding; protein tyrosine kinase collagen receptor activity; collagen binding. The record is from RefSeq and is a predicted model, not a curated record. The coding region runs from base 406 to 2970 and encodes 854 amino acids.
AAUAUAUUGGAUGCUGGGAUCCUUGGCGCAGGCCCAGGAAUCCUCAGAAUGUGAGGUUUCUCUCAAAGGCAUCUUGCAUCAGCCUGUGGAUGUAUGCCUACCACGGGGCUCCUUCACCGGCAAAGUGGGAAAGAAGUGGUUCACAGCGAAUUCUUCUUUUGGGGUUGGGGGACCACACUGGACUAGAACCGUUUUCUUCUUUUCAAAACUGGGCGUCCCUGGAUGGAAGGAAAUCUACAAGUGGCCUGACAUUCGAUGCUCUAGAAAAUUCUGAGGCUUGUUGCUUGAAUUCUUUUAAAGCUGAAAUAAUUGAAGAGGAGCAGAGGCCUUCUGUUUGGGAGGAUUCUGUCCUACAGAGAAUGUUCUGCACCCAUUGACACUCCAGAUCCAACUCCAUCUUCUGAAAUGAUCCCGACUCCCAGAAUGCCCCUGGUGCUGCUCCUGCUCUUGCCCAUCCUGGGUUCCGCAAAAGCUCAGGUUAAUCCAGCCAUAUGUCGCUAUCCUCUGGGGAUGUCAGGAGGCCACAUUCCAGAUGAGGACAUCACAGCGUCGAGUCAGUGGUCAGAAUCCACGGCUGCCAGAUAUGGGAGGCUUGACUCUGAAGAAGGAGAUGGAGCCUGGUGCCCUGAGAUUCCAGUGCGACCCGAUGAUCUGAAAGAAUUUCUGCAGAUUGACCUACGUACCCUACACUUUAUCACUCUUGUGGGGACCCAGGGACGCCAUGCGGGGGGUCAUGGCAUUGAAUUUGCACCCAUGUACAAGAUCAACUACAGUCGAGAUGGCACUCGCUGGAUCUCCUGGCGUAAUCGGCAUGGGAAGCAGGUGCUAGAUGGCAACAGCAACCCUUAUGAUGUUUUCCUGAAGGACUUGGAGCCACCCAUUGUAGCCAGAUUUGUUCGCCUCAUCCCAGUCACUGACCACUCCAUGAACGUGUGCAUGAGGGUUGAGCUUUAUGGUUGUGUCUGGCUAGAUGGCUUGGUGUCUUACAAUGCUCCAGCUGGACAGCAGUUUGUACUCCCUGGAGGCUCCAUCAUUUAUCUGAAUGAUUCUGUCUAUGAUGGAGCUGUUGGGUACAGCAUGACUGAAGGACUAGGCCAGUUAACCGAUGGGGUAUCUGGCCUGGAUGAUUUUACCCAGACCCAUGAAUACCAUGUGUGGCCCGGCUAUGACUAUGUGGGUUGGCGGAAUGAGAGUGCUACCAAUGGCUACAUCGAGAUCAUGUUUGAAUUUGACCGAAUCAGGAAUUUUACUACUAUGAAGGUCCACUGCAACAAUAUGUUUGCUAAAGGUGUGAAGAUCUUUAAGGAGGUCCAGUGCUACUUCCGCUCUGAAGCCAGUGAGUGGGAACCCACUGCCGUCUCCUUUCCCCUGGUCCUGGAUGAUGUGAACCCCAGUGCUCGGUUUGUCACAGUGCCCCUCCACCACCGAAUGGCUAGUGCCAUCAAAUGCCAGUACCAUUUUGCUGACACAUGGAUGAUGUUCAGCGAGAUCACUUUCCAGUCAGAUGCUGCGAUGUAUAACAACUCUGGAGCCCUGCCCACCUCUCCUAUGGCACCCACAACCUAUGAUCCCAUGCUUAAAGUUGAUGAUAGCAACACUCGGAUCCUGAUUGGCUGCUUGGUUGCCAUCAUCUUCAUCCUGCUGGCUAUCAUCGUCAUCAUCCUGUGGAGGCAGUUCUGGCAGAAGAUGCUAGAAAAGGCUUCCAGGAGGAUGCUGGAUGAUGAAAUGACAGUCAGCCUUUCCCUGCCCAGCGAGUCCAGCAUGUUCAAUAACAACCGCUCCUCAUCACCAAGUGAGCAGGAGUCCAACUCGACUUAUGAUCGAAUCUUUCCCCUUCGUCCUGACUACCAGGAGCCAUCCAGACUCAUCCGAAAGCUCCCAGAAUUUGCUCCAGGGGAAGAGGAGUCAGGCUGCAGUGGUGUUGUGAAGCCGGCCCAACCCAAUGGACCUGAGGGCGUGCCCCACUAUGCGGAAGCCGACAUAGUGAACCUCCAGGGAGUGACAGGCGGCAACACCUACUCAGUGCCUGCUGUCACCAUGGACCUGCUCUCAGGAAAAGAUGUGGCCGUGGAAGAGUUCCCCAGGAAACUGUUGACUUUCAAGGAGAAGCUGGGAGAAGGCCAGUUUGGGGAGGUUCACCUCUGUGAAGUGGAGGGAAUGGAAAAAUUCAAAGACAAAGAUUUUGCCCUAGAUGUCAGUGGCAACCAGCCUGUCCUGGUGGCUGUGAAGAUGCUCCGAGCAGAUGCCAACAAGAAUGCCAGGAAUGAUUUUCUUAAGGAGAUAAAGAUCAUGUCUCGGCUCAAGGACCCAAACAUCAUCCGUCUCUUAGCUGUGUGUAUCACUGAUGACCCGCUCUGCAUGAUCACGGAAUACAUGGAAAAUGGAGAUCUCAAUCAGUUUCUUUCCCGCCAUGAGCCUCUGAGUUCUUGUUCUAGCAAUGCCACAGUCAGUUACGCCAACCUGAAGUUUAUGGCUACCCAGAUUGCCUCUGGUAUGAAAUAUCUCUCAUCCCUUAACUUUGUCCACCGAGACCUGGCCACACGAAACUGCCUAGUGGGCAAGAACUACACCAUUAAGAUAGCAGAUUUUGGAAUGAGCAGAAACCUGUACAGUGGUGACUACUACCGGAUCCAGGGCCGGGCAGUGCUUCCCAUCCGCUGGAUGUCCUGGGAAAGCAUCUUGCUGGGUAAAUUCACCACAGCAAGCGAUGUGUGGGCCUUCGGGGUGACUCUGUGGGAGACUUUCACCUUUUGCCAGGAGCAGCCCUACUCCCAGUUGUCAGAUGAGCAGGUUAUUGAGAAUACUGGAGAGUUCUUCCGAGACCAAGGGAGGCAGACUUAUCUCCCUCAACCAGCCAUUUGCCCCGACUCUGUGUAUAAGCUGAUGCUCAGCUGUUGGAGAAGAGAUACCAAGCACAGACCAUCAUUCCAAGAAAUACACCUUCUGCUUCUUCAACAAGGGGAUGAGUGAUGCCAUCCACGCCUGCCGAUGUUCCUGUGGCCCAGGUCCUCCUCACAAGACCUACCGCUAACCCACAUCUAAGCCACUCCAUCUGGACAUUUAAUGGACUCGAGAGACAGGGAAUUGUUCACUUUGCUCUCUUACUGUCUCUUGUCUUCUCUGGUACACUUCCCUACUCCCUACCACUGACUCAUAUAUACUUUUUUUUUGUACUGAAAUAACUAAAAGAGAAAAAAAUAGAGCAGAUAAAGUUUAGUAAAAAUAUUACUUGAUAUACCAAAGGGUUAGAUCAUAAAGGCUAGAAACUCAGAUAAUUUAUAAAGGUUAUGCUUAUGUUUAUAAGUGUGUAGAUCCUACAAUAUUUUUCCAUGUCUUUUUUUUUUUUUUUUUUUUUGGUUUUUUUCGAGACAGGGUUUCUCUGUGUAGCUUUGCGCCUUUCCUGGGACUCACUUGGUAGCCCAGGCUGGCCUCGAACUCACAGAGAUCUGCCUGGCUCUGCCUCCCGAGUGCUGGGAUUAAAGGCGUGCGCCACCACCGCCCGGCCCAUGUCUCUUUUUAUAAAAUAUCUUUAGAAGGAAAAACUUGAAGAAUACGAAUGUUUUGGGAAGCAUCAGAUUAGGCUUAAGGAAAAUACUUGGUGGCUAUGAAGAAUUGCAGGACUUGGCAUUCCAUAACUGAUGGAUGUUUUUCUGUCUGGACAUAUCCCACUCUCACUCUUAAAUCUCUCUCUCUCAUUCCUCUAUCUCUCUCUCUCUCUCUCUCUCUCUCUCUCUCUCUCUCUCUCUCUCUCUCUCUCUCCUCUCAAAGUGAGUGACAUGUACUUAAAAGUUAAAAAGCUCUGUCUUGUAUCUUGGAAUGAAUGUUUUCUUCAUUCAUGGGCAGAGAUCAGGAUAUAACUAUGAAACAGGGCAUAUGGGUAGGAAAAAGUGUGUUGUAAGGCCUGAAGGACAGUGGUUCUAUACAGAAAAGAAAGGUUGCACAGGAUUCUCAGUAGACAGGGUCAUAGGAAAGGAGGUCCAUGGAAGAUGAAUAGAAGAUGUACUAUUUGUUGUUCCCAUGUGAGAGUCAUUAUCUUAACCAUUUUCACCUGCGUGUUUUAGUGACAACUUGACUUUUCAAUCAGUAAAAGCCCAACAUUUUGGUAAUUUUAAGGCUGCUCCUUUGGUUCAUCUUGCCCAGUUCUAUUUAUUUCAAUAUGUGAUGCCUCUGUGGGACCUAUAGGCUAGGAUUUGAACUUCUCUUUGAUGCCAUGUACAACAUACAGUAGAUCCAUUCUGAGUAUUCCCUAAAGGUUGGCCUAGACCACUGAAAGGAAAGUAUAGGAAGACUGAUUUCCACUCUUUAUUUGGGGAAAUAUGGAGAGAAUCAGAACACACAGGUGUGGAUGGGCUUCCCCAGAGAUGGGGAGUCUCUCAUCUCUGAAAACUUUCAGAUAUUAGUUGAAGAAGUAUGCAAGAAAGAGGUUCUUGACCACUGGAUACAUGUGUCUGUAUGGGAUAAUGAAAGGUUGACCGUUCAGUGUUACUGAAUGUGCUUUUGCCAUAGAGAUGGUGGCCAGCAGCCAAGCAGGAGGUUCUAGUUUCAGGAGUCAUGGAAACUGAUACACAAUCAAGAGGAGUCGCCUAAGAGCAGAUCCUAAGUGUUCAUACUCAAAAGACUCUCAGAUUCAUCAGGAAACUAGAAUACAGAAAUUUUAAGUCCUAUAGAGGAAAACCAAGAAAAGAUUACUAAAUAAGCUUCCUAAGCUGAGGUAAAAUAGUUGUGUUCUCCUUCUAUCUAUCUAUCCAGUCAGCUUGCUCUAUGGUCUCUCAGAAGCUGGACUCUUUCUGGUUCUGCCUUUAGUAUGGCUCCAGGACACAGCAUAGGUGUGGCUCUAAGUCUUAUUUGCAGAUUCCAUUCAGUCAUAGUGAAUUCCCCUUCUCUGCAGCUGUUGUAUUCUUCUUAGCUUUUAGUCUUUGCCAAGACUAACUGUGGGUCAUUGAUUAGAGAGGUAGGUGAGCAUUGGGUUGGGAACCCUGGCCCUCUUCCUCUCUCAAGCCAAAUAUGCCAUCUUCCCAAGUAUCAAGGUCUCUAUGAGUUUGUUUCCUUCUCUGUCUAAUGAGUAACCUGAACUAGACGGUCUGGAAAUGAAAAUCUCUUGGGGUUCUGCUAUGUUUUGUGCUUGCUGGAGAACUAGAUUUGAGACUGGGGUAGGUUCAGUUACUCUCUUGCUCAGAAAAUAGUGGCCAGUAAAAGAGCUCCCGAGAGAACACAUUGUAGUUACACUGACGCCUGCAUUGUAUCUGCUCUAGAGCGACCAGGUAUUUCCACACAUGAUCUCAUUUGAUAUUUCUAGGGCCAGACAUGUUUCUUUCCCAACUCUUGAAUAUAUACUCUUUAGGAUUCUGACCCCAACUCACUGUAUCUCUUUACCUGUCACUUAAAAAUCAUCUUUAAAACAAAAUUUCCAUGACUUUUCAUCAUGGAACUUAUCUGUUCCAGAUGGCUAUCAAAUAUGUAUCAUCAUAUACAGAGACCAUUUUCCUUCCUUCCUUCCUUCCUUCCUUCCUUCCUUCCUUCCUUCCUUCCUUCCUUCCUUUCUCUUUUCUCUUUCCUUCCUUUCUUUUUCUUUUUUUUUGUUCUUUUAUUUUUAUAUGAAGAAGGAUCUACCUUCUGGCACUGAGACCCUUGUAUUAUAGACACAGGUUUAGUUUUUAUUUACACUUGUAGAGUUGAGCUGUACCAACCUGAGCAACCCAACAUGGUAGAUGGUAGGAGCUUACCAUAUAGACUUAACAGGUAGCUCAAAUCUAAAUUAGAGGAAUGAAAAUAGGCUUUGGCAAGAAAAGCAGAAGCCAAUGAGAAACCGUGGGUUAUUGUUAUUUUCCCAAGUUAUUCAUGAUCAUGAUAUAUGUGAACCAUUUAUGUUAAGAUGUCCUUUAGAGUGUCAUAACUCAAUUUAUACCUUUUUUGAAGAAUGUAUUGGUAGCCAGGUCCAUUUAUUUUUUAGUGCUGGGGAUCAAACCCAGAGCUCACACAUGCUAGGCAGGGGUUCUGUCAUUGAUCUAUAGCCUCAGUAUCUAUGUUCAAAUCUUGCCCUGUUGGCCAGACAAAUGUCACUAAUUCAUGUGUGUGAUCUGGAGUUGAGAGGAGUGCCCUGAGGGGAAAAAACACCUGCAUGUGUUCCAGAGUAUGUAACAAAAGAGGGCUGUGUGCAAGUGGUGGUUUUAAAAAGUGGUUGCAUGAAUGUGUGUGUGUGGAAAGAAUGGGGAGAAAAUGAGAAAGAAGGCAUCAUAAAGAGAGGCAAGGAGAGAUUAUGGGAAAUCACAGGAGGGGGCAAGUCAGGCAAGGUAGAAACAGGGAUGGCUGGAGAUCGGGAAAUCAACUGAUAUAUGAAAGUGAACUCUCGAAAGAAGAUCUGAGAGAGGUUCAAAAAAGUGACUUGAGAAGAAUGGAGGGUGAGUAAGAGAAGAAAUGCUGGGUGAGAGAGACCGUAUUUAUUAAAAUGAAGUCAGGUACACUAUAGGAAAUGGAAUGGAUUUUUUGGAGAGUUAAGGAAGGGAUGCUGGUCUUCACGGAUACAGAAACAUGUAGCCACCAGGGAAUGACUUUCUCAUCUCAGGGGAAGUGGGUACAGGAGGCAGUUUGCUCUCCUGUUUGUUCUAGACCACAUCUAGUGCUGGUGGCAAGCCAAAGUUGUCUGUGCACUGGACUUGGUGUUCUAUGUGCCGUUUGGGUAUGAAGAUCUAGGAGUCGGGGAGCUUAUGGUAGUUACUGAAUCCACUUUCAAUAAUGCUCAUCAUUGCUGGAGCCAGAAUGGCCACAGCAAACCUGGAAACAAUAGGUGUAAGCUAGACAAGACUAAAUCUCAUCUGAUUUUUAAAAGGAGGGGUGUGUCAUAUUGAAAACAUGUUUGUUUAGUCCCACCCAGGCAUCCCACAAGAAAACCAGGAUGUGAGGCUAGGCCAUGUGUUUUAAGUAAAGAAGAGAAAGAGAGGAGUGUCAGGAUGAAGGGAAUGGGGGAAGAUGUUCUGAGAACAUACACCAGAAGACAGAAGAGUGUCUGUUUUUAUCCCAAAGUACAAAAUGAAGAGAACUGCAAAACAUUGGUUAUUAUGACUUUGAUCCUAAGUUGAAUUCCUGGGCCUGGCAUUUAGCAUCAUACUCCUCUUUUCUUUGUUUUGAAGACUAUGUUCUUGGGUGCUGUGUGGGGUAAGCCCCUAAUGUUUUGACAAGACGCAGAUUUGACUCUGAGAAAUCCUUUUGAACUGAAGCUUCAUAUUCUAGAAACAGAUGAUUGUUAUUGAACACUUAGUGAAUUAUUUGGAAUCCUGAAUUAAGGAAGGAAACUGGGUAGUUAGUAAGGGCUUGAUUUUUUAGCAGUUUUGAGCUCUGUUCUCUAAGGAGCUCAGUAGGCUGGCAGGAAAAGACUGGAGAGGGACAAUUUAGUUGUCCUGUACUUUUCAGAAACUUGUUAUUUUCAAAUUAUCUGAGACUUGAAAGAAGUUACAAAAGAAUAAGUGCAGAGUGGCCUUACCCUGGAUCUGGUUUCCUCCCACUGAUAAUAUUUCAGUCUAUUUUCAUCUAUUAAAACCAUGGUCUACUUUGAGCCACUUUCAAAACUGAAGUCUAGGCUUGCCUUGGAUUUCACAAGUUUUCCUGCCUUGUACACAUUUGCUCACUGGACAUCACCUCUGUUGGUUUGUAACCUGGCCUUGGUGGCACCCAGCAGGAAAGACUCUAUCUGGAUAUUAUUCUACAAACAUUGAAAAACCAGCAAAUUGACAAACUCAUUUACCCGUGAACAAUAUCCUACAUAUUUCCUGAAUCCACUUUCAAUUAAUGCUCAUCACUGGGGGACCCAGAAUGGCCCUAAUCAUGUGUAAUGAUUAGUUCCUUGGUUUGGCAUCACAAACAAUCCAAGAACACCUUAAGAAGAGUAACACCAUAAAAGGCUUUUAGGCAGAAGGAAAUUCUAAACAGAAGAAUGAAACUUUUGUUGGUGACAAGAGGCCUUUAAGGUAAACCAGUACUUUGGUCAAGAAUUAAGUGGUACUGAAUGGAAGCAGGGAUAGUUUGUGGAUAGAAUACAACACAAAUAUAAACCCCUAAUGUGAGACGAUAAAACAUUCAUUUCAGAGUACCAGAGAAGUUUCAUUUGCUCAAAUGUUCAUCCUUAAUUAUAGCAAAAGCUGCUAAAUUAAAUGCAAACACAACAGCUUCCUGGGGGCAAAGUGGAAACUCUAGUUUCAUGGAUCAUGACUUUGGGUUUUCUGUUGGACAUUUUUAAGCUGCCCUGCUUAAGGGCUACAUGAUUAUAGCUGUCUUUGGCUUAUGAAGUUCCUAGCACACAAGUGAAUAUUCUGUGAAUCUUAUGUUUUUAAUGAAUAAAGGAUGGAAACAUUGUUAUGUAUCACAAGCGUGAAUUUUGGGAGAAGUGCUUUGUGAAAACAUAGAGGGCUUUUUUUCAAUGAAAAAGAAAAAGGAAAGAAGUGUCUUACAAACAGUGGAUACCCUUGUAUCUUUGGGAUGGUGAAACUGAUUCAGACAGCCAUGCAAUGUAGUUCUAACAGGGCACUAGAUCAAAGGCAGAGAGCGGACUCUGGCCCCAAAUCUAGCUCUUCUGAAACGAGCUAUUCAUUUAGUUUUUCCUACAGGCACCUUGCCAGUACCUUUACAGGUCAUAUAGGUGAACAGAUACAAGUUGCAAGGCUGAUCUGCGAUCACAACUGUAUGUCAAGAAAACAUUUGUCAAAGGAAAGCACAGGCAGUUGCUAUCAGUGCAAAUGUGUUUUCCUAAAAAGAGGCUUGGUAUAACAGGGAAAAUUGGGAGCAUUCCUGCAGACACACUGAAGGUUUGUAAUCUAACUAUUCACCUGAAUCAUUCUUUGCUGUUUAAGGAUUCACCUCUUCUAGCUGGAUGUCUGCUAACUGUUCCUGAGGACUGACUUCCUGCAGCAAUAUGGUGGACUCUUCUAUGAUGAGGCAACAUUUGGGCUUUGUUCAAUAGGCUGUGGUGGAUAUGUGCCUUGUUAAGGGCUAAACAAUAAAUGGAUUUAAUUUCUGCUUAAAAGUAUCAUAGUCACUCUAAAAUAGAAUAUAUAUAUAGAAAUCUUCUGUAUUAGAAAAGGAAUAGAACUUGAUGCCCAUUGUAUAUUUUCUUUAUUUAUUCUCUGUAAGUCUGUUGGAUGAUAAGUUGUAAAUAACAGUGAUUAAAGAGUCAUGCUGCUGA